CUGAAAAAGGAGCGUGUGAGGAAUGCGGCUGGAAGCGAGCAGGAGAAGCCCAGAAGCUCCACCUCAUCCACAGGCUCCACCCCCGGACGGCCUGAGGCCUCGGACACAGGCGGGAGCCCCCGGGAGGAGCACCCUCAUAGUCCAGAGCCUCACGUGUGCCUGUUGGACUGCAUGGCCCUGGACCUGCAGGAAAUGGACAUCUUCGCUGCAGAGCACCUGCCCUGUCGUCCCUGGGAUGGCGGCGGGCAGCCCGAGUCCUCCGACCUCAUCUUUCCCUCAUACUCUGUCCGCCGAACCGGAGACAAUCUGCUCAAAGACCGCUGCCGCCUGAGGCUCAAAGUGGAGCGCAACCUGGACAGGGAGCUGAGCCACGCCGUGCCGGACAUGUCCAUCCACGGCAGCCUGUCCUCGGUGCACUGCUGUCUGGACAUGAAGCACUACCAGCUGAUCAGAGGCCUGCUGGAGAACAACCUGGGAGAGCCGGUGGAAGAGUUCCUGCGACCCUACAACCUCCAGGACCCCAGCAGCUAUACGGUGUUGAGUGGAGAUGUCUUUACCAACCUGUCCUUCCUGGUGGACAUGAUGGACGUCAGCCUGGAGCUCCUGGACAGCCCAACCCGGUCCGAAUGCAGGCGCUCCUUGGCGAGGUUUGACUUCAUGAAGUCGAAGGUGCUCUUUGAGGGUUUCUCCAACGGAUCCAAGUCUGUCAACCUGGUGUCUCAUUCUCUGCUGGCGCACGACACCCGCUACACGGGCGCCAGGAGGGGCGCCGAGGGCCUCAGGCACAAUGUGUUUGACUGCAUUCUGCAGCCCUCCAAAACGGGCACCAACCGGGCGUCCCUGCAGCUGGAGCUGCACUACAGGUCCACCCGCGAGUCCUCCUGCUUCACCGUGGUGCUCAAUAACCUCAGGGUCUUCCUCAUCUUCGACUGGCUGCAGCUGGUGCGGGACUUCCUCCACAUGCCGGCCGAGAGCGGGGCGGGCGGCGCCGAGGCCCGCCAGCGCUGGCCCAGCGCCGCCGGCGCCGAGCCGGGCCCCGCCGGGGCCCUCAUGCCCAAGACGGUGAAGAGCGGAGUGGUGACCAAGAGGUCCACCGUACCGGUCAACCAGGAGCGCUGCCUGGAGGUGAAGAUCAAUGUGACAGGCACCGAGUUUGUGGUGGUGGAGGACCUGUCCUGCCCGGAUACCAACGCCAUCAUUCUGAAGGGCACCACGGUCCUCACGUACAAGCCCCGUCUGGUGGACCGGCCCUUCUCCGGCAGCCUGGCCGGAGUAGAGGUGUUCUCCUGCCGGCUGGGCAGCGAGCAGGAGACGGCGCUGUCCAUCAUCGACCCCGUCAACGUUCAGGUGGACCUGUGUGGGAGCCCCACCUACCAAAGCAGCUCCGGGCUCUUGGAUGCCUUCAAUGUGGAGGACAUCCCGCCGCUGCUGGAGACCCAGCUGAGACACCUACAGGACCUGGGCUUUAGGAAAGAGGACUGCAUGGCUGCUCUGAGACACUGCAAAGGCCAGCUGGACCAGGCUGCCACCUGGCUGCUGGAGAACGCUGAGAGCAUGGCUGGACAGCCCAGGACCAGAGCUGGCUCUGACAGCCACAGCCACUCUGCCCCCCUCUCAGGGGUGGAGGUCAAGGCUGAGAGCGUCUGCAUCUGCUUCAUCGACGACUGCCUGGACUGUGACAUCCCCCUGGCAGAGCUCACCUUCUCCAGGCUGUAUGUUCUGCAGCGCAUCGGCUCCACCCAGGAAGGCAACGCCAGCUUCACUCUGUCUGGGGACUACUACAACAGAGAGCUGUCAGGCUGGGAGCCCAUCAUCGAGCCCUGGCCCUGUUUCCUGUCCUGGCAGCAGCAGGCCGCUGGCCGCCUCCACCCCCCACGCCUCAAAAUGGGGAUACGAGCCAAGCAGAGGCUGGACAUCAACAUCACAAGCCCCAUCAGCACAUCCAGCCAGAGGACGGUGAACGCUGCUCCACAGGUCUGUACUGUAGCCUCGUCCUGUUGGCAGAGCAGCUCCCGGCCUGGGUUUGGUCUGGCCCAAAAUCAGAGGUACCCUGCUGUGGAAAGUCCAGAUCCCCUAGAAUGCAGCCCCCCGUAUGAGCCCACUGUGUGCACGCCGCGGUUCCACUGCUCCGUUUGUCAUGGUGGCACGUCGGCUGGAAACCAUGCCAAGCUGUCAAAGAGGAGGCAGCCUUUUGUGCCAUACGCUCUGCGCAACCACACCGGAUGCACCAUGUGGUUUGCCACCCUGACCACUACUCCCACAAGGGUGGCGCUGUCUCAUAGCAGCAGCGCGGACUCCAUCUCUGAGGUCCACAGCUCGGGUGCUGAUGACUCCCACAACGUGAGCCAGUGGAGAGAGGUCCUGCCUGGGGAGGAGGUCCCGUUCGAGUUUGAGGCUCGGGAGAAGCUGCGCCACCGACACACUCACGAGCUGAAGCUUCACCAGCUGCUGGUUCGGGUCUGCGGAUGGGAGCAAGUCAAGCCCGUGUCCGUGGACAAAGUGGGCAUUUUCUUUCGUUACGCAGCUCCAGACAGGACCAACUCUUCCAACACAGUGGGCAGCCCCAUCAGCAGGACCAACAUCAUCCACCCUCAUGUCUAUUUUUCGGCCCUGCCUCCUGUCAGGGUUGUCUUCGCCAUCACAAUGGAGGGCAGUGCAAGGAAGGUCAUCACUGUGCGCUCGGCCCUCAUGGUGAAGAACCGGCUGGAUGCUCUGAUGGAGGUCCGACUGGACAGUCCCUCCGCACCCGACAAGCCGGUGGUGUUGCCUCCCAUCUUGCCCGGGGAGGCUCUGGCCAUCCCUCUCCAUCUGACCUCCUGGAGGCUGCAGGCCCGGCCCAAAGGCAUGGGCUUGUUCUUCUGUAAGGCUCCCAUCCACUGGACCAGCGUGGAGCGGCCGGGGGAGAUCAGCAGCUCUAAAAGGGAGUGUCAGACUGCAGACGUGGAGGACAGCCCCAAGGGUAACUUCAGGCAGGCGUCUGGCGGGGCGCAGCAGAUCUACCGGCAGCCGGGCCACACCGUCUACCUGCUGCCCACCAUGGUGCUGCACAACCUGCUGCCCUGUGACCUCAGCUACUACAUCAAAGGAACGGCCAUCCUAGGCACCCUGAAGCCGGGGAAGGAAGCCGUGCUCCACUCGGCGGACACCUCGCAGAACAUGGAGCUGGGAGUGCUGCUGGAGAGUUUCCCUGUUUGCAAGGAGCUGCUGAUUCCACCGGGCACUCAAAACUACGUGGUGCGCAUGAGGCUGUACGACACCAACAAACGGCUGCUGUGCCUCACCAUCCGCAUCAUCCUGCUGGCUCAGGGCGCUCUGAAGAUUCUGAUAUCCUCCCCCUACUGGCUCAUCAACAAGACUGGCCUGCCCUUAAUAUUUCGUCAGGACAAUGGGAAGACGGACACGGCGGGGCAGUUCGAGGAGCACGAGCUGGCCCGCAGCCUGAGCCCCCUACUCUUCUGCUACACCGACAAGGAACAGCCUGCCAUGUCAGUGUCUCUGCCCGGAGUCUGUCCCCAGUGCUUCCACACGCUGAUGGGCUGUUUCUUCCAUGAACCCUCCUCUAGGUGCACCAUGCGGAUCGGGAAAGGAAUCCACCCGGACGGAGUUCCAGGCUGGUGCCAAGGCUUCUCCUUAGAUGGAGGGAGUGGGGUCAGAGCAGUGAAGGUGAUCCAGCAUGGCAACAGGCCCGGACUCAUCUACAACAUAGGGAUCAGCGUGCGUAAAGGAAGAGGUCACUACAGAGACACCCACAUCGUGACCUUUGCUCCACGCUACCUGCUGGACAACCGCUCCACCCACAAACUGGCCUUUGCUCAGAGAGAGUUUGCCAGAGGAAAGGGGGCGGCCAACCCAGAGGGCUACAUCUCCACCCUGCCGGGCUCCAGCGUCGUCUUCCACUGGCCCAGGAACGACUAUGACCAGCUGCUGUGUGUGCGCCUCAUGGACACGCCCAACUGCACCUGGUCAGGAGGCUUCGAGGUCAACAAACCAAAGUCCUUCCACGUCAACAUGAGGGACACGCUGGGGAACUGCUUCUUCCUGCGGACGGAGAUCACCCUGAAGGGAGCCACCUACCAGAUCUCCUUCACAGACACUGACCAGCUGCCUCCCCCCCUCCGCAUCGACAACGUCUCAGAGGUGCCCAUCCAGUUCUGGCAGCACGGCGUGGCGGACAUCCGGCUGCACACGGAGGUGAAGGCCCUGUCGGUGCUGGACUACGCCUGCGACGAGCCCACGCUGCCCCCCUACCUCACGCUCACCGUGAAGGGGGCGGGCUCGUCCGAGGUCACGGCCGACAUGAACUUCUUCAGGGAGUACAACAAACUCUACUACGAGAACUUCAUCUACAUCGCGGCCAGGCACACCUUCUCACAGAAUGCUGAGCGGAGACCUGUUGGGAAGAAGCACGUGGUGAGCUGCGCCGAGCUGGUCCUGGACGUGGACACCAAGACUCAAAGGGUCAUCCUCAGGAAGAAGGAGCCGGGGAAGCGCUCCCAACUGUGGCGGAUGACGGGGGCUGGCAUGCUUUGUCACGAGGGCUCCUCGCCGCCCCAGAGCAAGCCGGCCCAGCCGCGGCCUCUGGACUCCUCGCUGGUGCUGGACAUCGCCGGGCUGGCAGCCGUCAGCGACAACAGCUUCGAGCCGCUGAUGCUGCGGAGGCCAGACUCCCGGCGCAGCACCACCCAGACCUGGUACUUCAGCUCAGGCAUGCUGACCUGCGGCCUCCCUCGCCUCGUGGUCCAGGUACACGCGCCCUUCCUGUCUUCUCAGUGCCCCCACUGCACAGUUACCACAGCCUCGCUUGUCCAACAACAGGUGAAAGGUGGCGUGGCGGGCCUGUACGACGGGGCGGAGGUGGUGCUGGGACCAGAUUCAGGUCUGAUGGAACCGGGCCCUCAGCAGCAGUUCAUCAACCAGAAGAUGAGGCCGGGGUCUGGGGUGCUGUCGGUCCAGGUGCUGCCCGACGGGCCCACGCGGGUCCUCCAGAUCAGUGACUUCAGUCAGAGGAGGACCACCCGGAGCUCAGCCAGCUCAGAGCAAGAGCGGAGCAAAGAGGCUGGACCGAAGGCGGAGCCUGAGAAGGAGCUGGAGGUUUUGGUCAGCCUGGAGGAGGGUCUGGGGGUGUCUCUGGUCAACAAAGUUCCCGAGGAGCUGGUGUUUGCCACGCUGUCCGGUGUGGACGUCCACUUCACUCGCACCGAGGCCAACGAGGUGUUGGAGCUGAGCAUUCAGAACAUCCAGGUGGACAACCAGCUGCUGGGCACCACCCAGCCCGUCAUGCUGUGCGUGACUCCCAGCUCUGGCGAGGCCGGCGUCAGCGACAGCGGCCCGGCCCUGCAGGUGAACUCGGUCAAAGUCCCCAGCAGGCUGAUGCUCACAGACCUCUUCAAGCUGCUGCUAAAGCUGCUCAGCUUCUUCAGCUACGGGGACGCAGAGGCUGGUGGGUCCCACGUCCUCCUGAGCUCUUACCCCUGUGUGUGUCCUCAACUAAAAGAAGAAAUCCUUGUUGUGCCGAACACAGAGCUGGAGAAACUGGAUGAGAGCCUGCACGAGAGGCCCAGUGAGGUAGCAGGACCUCUCAAACGCUACUACUUUGAGAACCUGAAGAUCAGCCUCCCUCAGGUCAAACUCAGCGUCCUCACCUCUCACAAGCUGCCGCCAGACCUCAAGGCCCUGAAAGGCACGCUGGGCUUCCCUUUGGUUCGCUUUGAGGACGCCGUCAUCAACAUGUACCCCUUCACCAGAGUGCACCCCUACGAGACCCAGGAGAUCAUCAUCAAUGACAUCCUCAAGCACUUCAGAGAGGAGCUCAUGAGCCAGGCUGCUCAGAUACUGGGCUCUGUGGACUUCUUGGGGAACCCCAUGGGCCUCCUCAAUGACGUCUCCGAGGGCGUGUCUGAGCUCAUCAAGUACGGCAACGUGGGUGGUCUCAUCCGCAAUGUGACCCACGGCGUGUCCAACUCUGCUGCCAAGUUUGCAGGGACUCUAUCGGACGGGCUGGGGAAGACCAUGGACAACCGGCACCAGAGGAUCAUUGGCGGCAUGACCAGCAUCAUCACCUCCACAGUGGAGGGGGUGAAGACGGAGGGGGGAGUCAGCGGUUUCUUCUCUGGGCUGGGCAAAGGUCUGGUUGGCACCGUGACCAAACCGGUGGCCGGGGCUCUGGACUUUGCGUCAGAAACAGCCCAGACGGUGCGGGACAUGGCCAGCCUCAGCAAUCACAGGCUGGGCGUGCAGCGCGUCCGGAAGCCUCGCUGCUGCAAGGGGCCCCAGGGCCUGCUGCCCCGCUACUCGUCCACGCAGGCCGACGGCCAGGAGCAGCUCUUCCGCCUGACCGACAACAUCCACUCCGAGCUCUUCAUCGCGGUGGAGCCCAUCGACAGCUACUGCGUCCUCAUCUCCUCCAAGGUGGUCUACUUCCUGAAGCCGGGGGACUACGUGGACCGGGAGGGCAUCUUCCUGGAGGUGAAGUACGACGACCUGUACCACUGCCUGGUGUCUAAGGACCACGGGAAGGUCUACGUGCAGCUGACCAAGAAGGCCGAGAGCACCAGCAGCGGGGUGGCUAUGCCCGGACCCUCCCACCAGAAGCCCAUGGUUCACGUGAAGAGCGAGAGCCUUGCAGUCAAGAUCUCUCAAGAAAUCAACUAUGCCAAGAGCCUGUAUUACGAGCAGCAGCUCAUGCUGCCCGCCAGUGAGAACGAGGACUCUUUGCUGCUGGAAUCCUGAUCAGGACUUCCUCAGAAUGGACCCGGAGAGGCCUCUCCGCCCCCGGGGGGGGGCAGGUCUCGGCGUUUUGUUGGAUUUGACGCACUGAGGUCAGACGUUGAACAAAGCACACUCGACUUGGAGAAGCCAAGUAUGGCCUGGCUGGCCCUGUGGGCCACAGAACCCCCACCCAGCGCGUACACAGGUAUCCAACCCCCGCACGGGCCAAUAAUGUGAACUCUAACUGCCUUUACAGCUCUAUUUUGUGUACCAGACUAUCAAAGACAGGGAGAGCGAAUUGCACUGACACAGGGAAGGGAGGGACCUCUCUGACUGUGGAGUUACCUGCCACUGUCUGCUCUGCCUUUUCCACUCACAGACAGGUCCGUCUCAUCUCUCUGCUUGUAUUUAAUAAAGUUUUUUAACGAGCCCUGUUUUGUUUGUAGAAGACAUGCUGUGUGGCCUGUCAGGGGUCGGGUGGGGACUCCACCUGCAUCAAAUAAAGCACCAGACU
Messenger RNA from Menidia menidia (Atlantic silverside), 7222 nucleotides. The record is from the annotation of a GenBank genome assembly. NCBI's taxonomy places the organism in Eukaryota, Metazoa, Chordata, Actinopteri, Atheriniformes, Atherinopsidae.